This is a messenger RNA of Danaus chrysippus (African queen), 573 nucleotides long. The record is from the annotation of a GenBank genome assembly. NCBI's taxonomy places the organism in Eukaryota, Metazoa, Arthropoda, Insecta, Lepidoptera, Nymphalidae.
AUGGCAAGAUAUUUUGAAAAUACGACAACAUUCAACUUCAGCUGGGAUCAAGUCGCUCGCGGUUACUGGAAGAGAUACCCAAACCCCCAGAGUUCACAUGUUCUAUCAGAAGAUACUUGGAGUCGGCAAGUGAAGGACGGAUGUUUGUACACAAAGAGGCUGCUGACUAAGACUAAUAGAGUGCCUAAAUGGGGUGAAAGAUUUUUCAAUGCAAAAUCUGUGAAAAUUAUUGAAGAAAGUAUUGUUGAUCCCGAAAAGAAGAUUCUAAUAACAUACACUAGGAACUUAGGAUACACCAAGGUCAUGAGUGUCGUGGAGCGUGUGGAGUAUCGUCCGGGAGUGUCUGGUACAACAGUGGCUCGUCGCUCAGCCUGGGUCGACUCACAGGUGUUUGGAUUCUCAAGAGCCAUCAGGGCUUUUGGACUCGAAAGAUUCAAGAAGAACGCCUCACAGAUGGUGAAUGGAUUCAAUCAUGUUCUAAACAGCAUGUACCCACGACAAAGUCACAGUAGCGUGUAUACUCUGAAGGAGGAACGUUCCAGGAAUGUACUGCCAGCUGUACACACCAGCUAA